Entrophospora candida is the source of this 193-nucleotide messenger RNA. The record is from the annotation of a GenBank genome assembly. Lineage: Eukaryota; Fungi; Glomeromycota; Glomeromycetes; Entrophosporales; Entrophosporaceae.
AAAAAGUACAAUUGAUCGAUCACAUCCAGCCUUUAACACUACAACUAAAUCGAAACGUGUAGAAUUUGAAAUCCCACUUGUAGUCACAUCUAAAUCAAAUGGAAAAUUUCCACAAGCUCCGAGUUAUUCAGAAGAUGAAGAUAACGUUGAGGUACUAAAAAAUUACGAUAAUAUUGAAUAUUUACAUGUCUGA